Messenger RNA from Paramecium tetraurelia, 677 nucleotides. RefSeq lists its product as uncharacterized. The record is from RefSeq and is a predicted model, not a curated record. The transcript is spliced from 2 exons. Gene Ontology annotation, cellular component: endosome. Lineage: Eukaryota; Ciliophora; Oligohymenophorea; Peniculida; Parameciidae. Gene Ontology annotation, molecular function: GTPase activity; GTP binding.
AUGAUAGAUAGCUUCAAUUAUUUACUUAAGGUCAUUGUGAUUGGCGAUUCUGGAGUAGGUAAGACUAAUCUAUUGUUGAGGUUUGUGAAUCAUACCUUUUCUAAUGAUUUAAAAUCAACAAUAGGAGUGUAAUUUUUCACUAAAGUGAUCUCGAUCAAGAAUGAACACAUCAAGUUGUAAUUGUGGGAUACAGCUGGACAAGAGAGAUAUCGAUCUAUCAGCAAUUCUUAUUAUAAGGGUUCUCAUGGGGUCAUAAUAUGCUUUGAUCUCACUCAUCAGGAAUCUCUCGAUAAUGUAGUUAAGUGGUAUGAAGAAGUAAAAUAAUAAGCUGAUUUUAAUGUCAAAAUAAUUCUAAUCGGAAAUAAGUUGGAUUUAAGUCAACAAAGAGUAGUGGGGAGUGACACGGCUCAACAGGUUGCAAAGUAAAUAGGGGCUGGAUAUAUUGAGACUUCAGCCUUGACUUCUUAGAAUGUGGACAAAGCAUUUGAACUAUUAAUUUAAGAGAUCCAUAUGUAGUUGAAACAACUCAAACAAGAUCAGUAGAGUCCUAAGAUUAUCACAGAAAAUGCUAUUGUUAUCACUAACACUAAAGAAACAGACACUUCUCAAAAACGAAAUACUUAAUGUUGUUGAAUUGAUUAUAAAUCAUAUAAGUUUAUAUAUAUAUCAGUAAUAAA